GUCUAAAUAAAUUGUAAUAAAAAAAAUAUUUUUGUAUGAUUUCGAUUCAUAGGGAAUUUAUUUACUGCACAUGAUUUCAAACAUAAAGUAACUAGUGGCGGGAAUAGAUGUGACGCUUAACGUUUUAUCGCUGCGUGAUGUUUCUAUCGAUAAUAAAGUAUGAUUUACGAUGAAUCUUUAAUCAAAGUAUAUAUAUGUAUAUGUGUUUUUUGUCCGUGUGAUUUUGUGCCACGUAUUAUUUAAUAAUUCAUUGUUAUAUAAAGGUGUUAAUAAAUUAUCGAACUAUAUUAUUGCGCAUUAAAUGAGGUUAUUCCGGUUGUAACGUAUUAACUUGAAAUAAAAAGAAUAAAUGCUUAAGAAUUACAUACAUUAUUUUAAAUUGCCUUCAUAAUGGAUAUUUUGGCGACGCAAGUAUUGGAAGACGAUGAUCUUUCAUCAACACCACCAAUAUUGUACUCUCUGAACCAGGUCGGCGUAUUAAAUGUUGGUUCCAAUACAUAUCCAAUUAAGGAAGGGAUUAAUAAAAUUGGUAGACAUGCAGAAUGUGACAUUGUACUGAACGAACAGACGGUAUCAAAGAAACACGCAGAAAUCGAGGCUAACGGCCACGAGACAUCGGCAUGGAUUUGCGACCUGAAUUCUUCCAACAAGACGAAACUGAACAAUUCAGUUUUACGGCCAGGCCGAUGUUACGAGCUCAAAGAUGGAGGUGUUCUCGAAUUUGGAACGACGCGUGCGGUCUUCAGACUCUGUUCAUCACUAGACGACUCCAUGAUACCAGAAACUCCGUUGCCACCUCGGCAAAAUAAUCAACAGCUCAUUCCAGGAACACCUGAUUCCUCGGUUGAGUUGAGCACAUCGUCUCUGGGAGACAAUGUGUCCAUGAUUCCGGGAACCCAAGGCGACAAUCAAGAAUCAAUGUUUCGACGUCCGUCUGUGCCUCAGAGAAGCUCCACGAGCAAGAAGAAGAGUUUUGUGCAUGACUCCUUCGUUGAUGACAGCACUGACAAUUCUAGGAGUUUUACCGUAGGAAACAAGGAAAACGUAGGUAGACAGACAACCAGCAUUCACGAUAUGGAGACCCAGAAGACAUUCGAAUCGCUAGAUGAAACGGGUGACGAUAUUUACGAUGUUGAGACUCAAAAGAUUUGUCUGAGUAACAUCAAAAACCCCGCGGAACUGCCGCAAGACGAGACAAGUGAUAUUCAUGACAUGGAAACGCAACACGAGGACACCGAAGAUAACACAUUCGGUACUAAUGAGACGAAGGUGCAGAGCGAUGUAGACAUUCACGACGCGAAGACGCCGAAAAGAUCUGGUACUCGGAGUGUUACAUGGGAUAUCGACGAUAGUGCUCGAAAUAAUCUCGCGGCAAGUCCAACAGCGGAGAAAAGUCCCGAAACAGUGAUACCAAAGACAGAAGUUACAGAAGAUACGUUCUCUUCAGACAGUCAUAACGAAGAUAAAAUUAAGGAAGAUGAUACGAUACGCACUGAAUAUUCGAAGGACUUGCAAAAGACUUCCGAAGAGUACCUGCAGUUGUCGCUCAACACGAACUUCGAGGAGGAGGAUUGCUCGGAACUUGACAUAAGCCGCAAUUUACUUGGAUCACAGAAUCUGUUAGAUCAUCUUAUGGAAGAGAACAGACCAGAUCAGACGAAAUCGAAAGUACCGACACCUGAGAAAUCUACAAGUGAGAACGACAUCGAGGAGAAGAGUACCGACGAUGAAAAUAUAUUUGAUGCUGUGACUCAGGUUAAGAUCCACGACGAAAAUGCUUACAAAGGCGUGUCUCAAAACGUUAAUGACGUGUUUAAGGUUUCUGCGGAUGACUCUGAUGAAACUAAUCAAGGCGUAUUUCAAAGUUACUCGUAUGUCAGAAGCAAAGACACCGAGAAGUCCUCGCAAGAUCAAUCUGUUAGCGACGAUUCGGAUACCGACGAAGAGGGACAGUUCUUGAAAAUAGCCUUAAGAGAAAGGCAGAAAGUUAAAUCUCCCUUUGAAAGACCACAAAACGGCGAUAGCGAAGCAAAAACUAAUCGCAGUUCGAGCAAAGAAUCGGAAGAUAUGUUUGAUAUGCUUACUCAGCAUACAAAUCCGGCGAACAAAAAAUCGUUGAUGAAAAAGAAUAAUGACGAUGAUAAAUGCGAGGUGGACUUUGACGCGCCUACGCAAGUAAUAGUUCAAGAAAAAUCGAGAACAGAUGAGGAACCCAAAGACAUCGAAUUAAUGGAAACACAAAUUCUGCCAAAAACCGAAUUUCCUGUGAAAGAAGUUCCUUCCACUAGUGUAACAGAGCACAAAAAAGUUGCAAUCGAUCAGGAUGUCACUGAAAUGGAGGACGAUGUAGCCACUCAAAUAAUCACACCACCAAAAGAGAUUUCAAAUGAAUCUCCGACUCAAUUGAUUGAAAAUAUUAUAGAAGAGUGCAGCGUUGAAGAUAUUGACUAUGAAACGGCACCUACACAGUUAAUAGUCGAUACCUCGGAAGAGAAAUCGAACAAAAAAAAAGUCCCGAAAAAGUCCAAAGUUCCUAAUGUAUCCAGCUUGGUAAAUGAUAGCUUGGAAAGAAAUUUGAACGCGAUGUUUGGCGAUGUAACCGACGAUUCUCUCGAAGAUCAACAGCAGAUAUCGACUCAAGUUCUUAGAAACGUGUUGCAGUUAUCUGAGUGCGAAGAUGAACCACAAAACACGAAACCUACAUCUAAUGUAGAUAGCGAUUCCGCAACGAAGGACAAAGUAAAAAAAUCCACCAGAAAGUCACGAAGAAAAUCUCAAGCAGCAGUAAGUGGCUCGAGUUCAGCGGUCAACAAGAAAACCCGUGUAUCCGCUGUAAAGGAUGUAAAUACUGAUAGCGAUUCCCAAAAUACAGAAAAUUAUUUCUCCGUUCUUACUUCAAGGCGGAAACGUAAUGUUCUAAUAGAUUCUCAAGACCUUGCCGAAGCAAGUGAACACAAAUCUGAUGACGAAGAGAAAAAUGAACACAAAUCUGAUGACGAAGAGAAGAAUGAACACAAAUCUAAUGACGAAGAGAAAAAUGAACACAAAUCUAAUGAUGAAGAGAAAAAUGAACAAACUGCUGAAUCAGAAACUAUUAAUAUUGUGGAGGAUAAAAGCAGCGUUUGCGAUAAUCCAAGAUCCAAGUCUGAAACACCAACGCCAAUGGCAGCGGAAAAGAAGAAAUACGUAGAACCAAAGGUUGUUCUGGAACAAAUAACGAUUCCCAUUGAAAAACCAAAAGUUCCAGAAGAAAUGGCGGUCUCAUGCGAGAAACCAAUAGAAAGUUCAAAAGAAACAGAGUUGCCAAACGAAGAACCCAAAGUUGUUCCAGAAGAAGUAGCGAUCCCAUGCGAGAAACCAAAAGACAGUUCAGAAGAAACGGCGGUGUCAAACGAAGAACCCAAAGUUGCUUCAGAAGAAAUGGCGAUCCCAUGCGAGAAACCAAAAGAUAGUUCAGAAGAAACAGCGGUGUCAAACGAAGAACCCAAAGUUGCUUCAGAAGAAAUGGCGAUCCCAUGCGAGAAACCAAAAGAUAGUUCAGAAGAAACAGCGGUGUCAAACGAAGAACCCAAAGUUGCUUCAGAAGAAAUGGCGAUCCCAUGCGAGAAACCAAAAGAUAGUUCAGAAGAAACAGCGGUGUCAAACGAAGAACCCAAAGUUGCUUCAGAAGAAAUGGCGAUCCCAUGCGAGAAACCAAAAGAUAGUUCAGAAGAAACAGCGGUGUCAAACGAAGAACCCAAAGUUGUUCCAGAAGAAAAAGCGGCCGUAGAAGAUUUAUCGAACAAACCUUCCACAGAGAUAAACGAGCCCAUACCUAGCACAUCGAAUGAUCUUGAAGACAAACAAAAUCAUUCGAUGUUAGAUGACGAUGACGAGGACAUUCUGGCCGGUUUACCUGAAGUUAGAAUUUCGGGUACAUUAUGGAAUCCACCAAGUCCAUCAUUGUCAUCAAAAUCGGAAGAUAUUGAGUCGACAAAGAGUAAGACUGCUGCUUCAAAAAAGAAAGGAUCGACACGAAAGUCGACUCGCAAAAGAAGAGUUACUCGUAAAGUCGCUGAAAACAUUGAAACUUAUCUGUCCAUCAACAAACCGGAUCCGAAUCGUUCGAAAAGUUUGUCGGAUGCGGCACCUGCCGAUAUCGAUACCGAUGCGUUAUCUACGGAAAUUAGCGAGAAAGUAAAUGAAAAUCCGAAACGAUCUCUGAGAAACGCGACAACCGGCAGUUCGCAAUCAUCCAAGGAAAGCGAUUCUCUUGACGGCAAAUCGACCCCUUCCGUCGAUAACGUGCAAGAGCAGGCAAGACGAAGUCCUUUCGUUCAGAGCAACGGAAGAACUCGUAAUUCCAGCAAAAAGGAUGUUGAUCGUUCGUCUAUUUUUCAGGUUAGAACAGAAGCUCCGGCUGAAAAUAUUGAACCUGCGAAAUCAAACGUAAACGCGUCUCGCACUGGAAAGAGGUCGCUUAGCACGACGGAUGGAGUUGAAGAUAACGCCGUUAAGAAACCUCGAGAAGAAGAAGAAAGCACGCUUAAAACUACCAGAAGUAAGAGGAGUAACUCUAAGAGCGGCAAACGGUAUACUGCAAAUAUUAUGAACCCCCUCACGCUGAAAAAUUCACCGAUUAAUAUAAAAGAUCCGGAUAGAACAAAAUUACCUCUGGAUGAGUCGAAUUUAAUAAAUAAACAGGCGGUAAUAAACAUCAUUAGAAUAUCGCCAUAUGAUAGUGCAUCGUCACUGUCUCCGAGUAGCCCAGUAGAGUUUAUAGCUAAAGGCGUAUCGAAAGAAGCUAAGCUUGCUGCACCUAAGGCGAUACUCGGACAAAGUAGAGUAUCGCCUCUUCCGAAAGUAGAACCGCGACAAUCCAGAAGCCGAAAGGCAGCCAGCAAGUUCACAGUUAUAGAAGAGGAUGCUAGUCCUCGAGGAGCCGAAUCGCAAGAGGUAGAGGAGAUCAUGAGCGGUUCGCUCAUAGAAGAAAAUAUUAAUACGGGUAUAGAUACAAGGACACCUGUUGAUACGAACGAAGAUGUCGACACGAACAAAAAGGGUGCUAAAACCAGGAAUUCAAGAAAACGCACACGCACGAACACCCCUUCUAGUAGAGAUGCCAGUGUCAGCAGUAUUUCCUCUGAUGUAUGUGAAGCCAACGAAACCCAUUUCGAAGUACCUGCCUCGAGAAGUAAACGAGCUAAAAUUUCGAAGAAUAUUUCAAAUGUUCCUGAUAUUACUGUAAAUGAAGAACCUGUUGCGAAAGCAAGAAACAGUAGACAGUCAACGAGAGCGAAACAAGCCCAGCCACAGGUAAUUCCUGAGUCUUCAGAAGAAGAACAUUUGGAAAAUAGUGCCGAUCAAAGUAACUUGGACACUACUGUAAAUACGACUAAAUCUAGAAGAGGACAAAGAACGAAAGCGGGAAAAGCUGCAGCUAACAAAACGGAAGAUAAAAGUAUUAUAGACAAUAGUGUUUCUUCGGAAAUUAAUUCCAGCAUCGAUAAUGCAUCGAUAAAUUCAACUCUUAGUAGAGUAAGAAAAAGUGUGUCUUCAGCUGCAUCGCCGCUUAAAACAAAACACAAAAUUCUAAUGACCGGUUUAGCAAAUAGUGAUUACAAACAGUUAUUAAAAAAGCUAGGUGCAUCUUCAGUGGAAAAUCCAAACAACUGUACCGUAUUGGUUACGGACCAAGUGCGAAGGACCGUCAAAUUCUUAUGUGCUUUAGCGCAGUCUAUACCGAUAGUUUCAGUCGAUUGGUUGGUUGAAAGCGACAAAGUUGGGCAUUUUGUAGAGCUGGAGAAUUAUAUAUUAAAAGACCCUGCUGCAGAAGCGAAGUUCGGUUUCAGAUUGAGGGGUAGUUUGGAAAAGGCCAAGGAACAUAAGCUGCUUGAGGGUUACACUAUCUUGUUAACACCGAAGGUGAAACCACCUGUACCAGAAUUAAAAACUAUAAUUACUUCAUGCGGUGGUAAAGCUUUGGUGAAACCACCGCAGUCAUGGCCUGAAAAAGCGUUAAUUAUUUCUUGCGAGGAAGAUUUAAUGAACGCAAAGAAACUUCUUGCAAAAGCGCCGAAAAACGUUACUGUUCAGAAAACAGAAUUUAUAUUAACCGGCAUUUUGAAGCAGGAAUUGGAUUUUACUGAACAUAAAUUAAUAUGAUUUUUUAUAAAUCUCGUACAUAAAUCAUAAAUAUCCUACUAAAGAGAAGUAAGGUUCUUUUAUAUAUUCGACAUCCAACUGUACACGAAGUGUUUCUUUUAAAAUAGCUGUACAAUUUGAAAACAAAUUUUAUGUGCAAAAAAUAAAAAUUUUUUAUUCGAAAUUGGUAUAUAGUUUGUAGCAGAUGUGGUUGAAGAGACCAGUGCAUUUUGGCACAUUGCCAAAACUUUGUACUCAACACAACAAACAUACUCUGAAUAAAAUAAAUUGAUAUUUUUUGUACUAAUUAUAAACUUUAUUAUUCAUCAGGAUUAAGUACAUAAUUAAUUAAACUUAAUACUUUCAACUUUUAAAUAAACUUAAAAGAAACCUCGUUAAAUUAAACAAAAAUUAACGUAUUUUGAGAAACAAAUGCAUUCUUCUUGCAAUACUCAUACUAAAUGAAGUAUUAGCCUCGUUAAAUAAACUUUUAAUGAUUAAGUUGAGCAAUGUUUUUAUAUCAAUGAAAUAUUUUUAACUAUAUGCUCAAUAUCUACAAGGUUUUUUACAUAUUUUAAGUCCAAUUUGAAUAUUAGCAUAUAUAUCCUAACAUCAUGAAACUACAGGCUCACUCAGGUAACUCUGUACGAAGAGUAGUCCUACCUAAAUAUGUAGUAU
Megachile rotundata (alfalfa leafcutting bee) is the source of this 6801-nucleotide messenger RNA. RefSeq names its product mutator 2 (gene mu2). Gene Ontology annotation, molecular function: protein binding. NCBI's taxonomy places the organism in Eukaryota, Metazoa, Arthropoda, Insecta, Hymenoptera, Megachilidae. The record is from RefSeq and is a predicted model, not a curated record.